CCACACCACUAUGUUGUCAGUGAGCUUCACCGCUUGUUACUAUAGUAAAACAUUUUUCCACUAAGUGGGCACUUAUGUAACUGGGACAUUUGUUUUCCGAACUUUCUUAUGCCUACUCUAUGAGGCAAUCGUUGAUUCUAACUUGUCAAAUAAUCUUUGCAAAUACACAUCAUUUAUGGUAGCCCAUGCCUUGAUGUUUUAUUAAAAAAGUCGUAACUCAUGACAAGAGAAGUAGUAGAAAGGGGAGAUAUAUUAAGCUUAUUAAAGGAAGGCUUCUUAAACAGUUUCUUUAACCUUAACAUAUUAAGCUCCCAUUUAUCAUUUUAUGCUGUAUACUUGUAAUGGACCACAUCACACGUCAUCUCCUCAAGAAAGAAGGCCAGUUCAGAAAGUAGACACAUCUUCACCUCAGAGCUUCUGAGCAGAAAGUCAAGUGCCUGACUGUGAAGAAAUCUGAGGAAGAGAAGGGACAUUAUCAGAAAACACGGGUAUGACUGCCUAAAGAAAACAGCAACAUAAUGAAGCACAACAGAAUCAUAGAUUACUUUUGAAACCAUCUUAGAAAUCAGUUUAGAUUUAUGAAAGGAGAUAAGCAUAAACACUAUUUCCUUCAUUUGUGCUCCCACAACUACAGGAUUAGUGAUAGGGUUAUGAUCACAACUGUAGGUAUCCACUUGUGCACAUGGAACUGGAACUGAAAACUGUGAAGGCUCAGUAAGAAACUCUGACACAGGUCUCAAAUACUUCCUUCUGCUUUUUUUUUUUUUUCUUCCUACAAUAUGGAGGACUGGGUAAGGGCACUGUAAACUGCCAUACAAAAACCAUUGGCAAAAUAGAGCAUAGAAAAGUGACAGAAACACAAAACUGGAGGAGGCUUUCAUCGGAUGCACCUGUAACAGUGAACAUUUUUUGUUGCUAACUUAUUUGUACCUCAUUCCUCAGUUUUGUAUGCAAGAUCCUUUCAAUUUUGGAUCUUGCAAUCUAUGCACAAAUGAAUAGUCCAUAAAUCUCUGCUUCAAUAUGUCAUGUGAUUUAAUUUGGUCAAGAUUUUUCAACAAAGCUUUUUUGAUGGGAAAAUUCCAAGCGAACACCCCAGAUUUUCUUAAGAAAGAAUGUUUCAAAAAGGGUUAUCAGGAGAUUUUCUUGGGACAAGAUUGAAGGAGAAAGAAGGAAAAACUUUUCUUUAUCAUCCCAACAUUUUCUCUCUCUUUUGAAGAGAACCAGUGUUUUACAAGCUAGGUUGGGACAUACAGAGGCACAUGCAGAGCACAGGGCACAUAUCUCCCUCACUUCAGAGACUUCUUGCCUUGUGACUAGGGACUGCCCGUCUGACUGGUGUGGGUUCUUCUGUAAAAGCAGUAGUUUCAGUUCUAUAAUGAAGUUACUGCUCAUUGUUUUUUCUUAAAGUCAGAUCCUUUGUUCCUAAUUCCCAUCCCCUCCUUUGCCUUUUGAUUCUUGAGGUUCUGACGAUGUGAUCCUUCUGUCUGUCUACCCACAAAAAACUAAAUGCUACUCAGUGUAGGGGUGAUCUUUAUGGCCUUCUGUGUUUUUUUUGUUUGUCUGGCUUGUGGGAGGAGGAUGGAGAGAGCACACUGGCACACAUUUGAGCCUCUUAAUCUAGAUCUAUAUAGAUAUAUAUCUACACAAAAAAAAAAACUCAGAGAGAAGGUGGUGGCUUGCAAGGGAGGUAUCUACCAACUUGCCCACCUACUAAUACAUGUCUGAGACAGCCCUCUGUAUUCUCCUCCUUGCCACUACUGAAUUGUCAUCCUGGCCAAGUCUGGUACACGAUCCCCCUUUCCACUCAAAGACAAUUCUUUCUUAGACCGAGAAGUAAAAAUCUAGCUAUGGCAUUUGCAACUGCAUCUUUUUAAGAGAACACCGAAAUAACUGAAACCUGUUUUCCUUAUGGAAACAUGUCUUCUACUCUCAGUGUAACAAAGUCUUGCCUUGCUGUAGCCUACCAUCUCACCCUUAUGUAAGACUCCAUUCCUUACACCCACAACCCUUAUGUUUCACCCUCUCCUGUAGACCUCUGGGAAGUCAAGCAACAGUAAAAGCAUCAUGUGGUUCAGAGAUACUGCAUUUUCUUUGUCAGCAGUGUAUCAAACCCGUCCUCCUCUACCUUUCAGAAAGCCAGAAGAACCAUACAUGCAUCCAUCUGUAAAGUUCACUUACAAUAAGCUCCAAGCUUAAAGAAUUACUAUGCCAUGUGGCCAGGCAGGUAGAAGAUAACAUGACAACUAGGAUUCCUUGACUUGGGAACCAAGUUUGAUAAUUCAUUAGUCUCGUUCUUCAUGAAGAAUAAGAUCAUCCAGGAACAGAACCUGGAUUCAGUCCUGUUCGCCUGGUUACAUACAGCAGCUGAUACUGGCAGAACCAGCAUCUUUGAGGACUCUGCCUCAAUGACUCAAAUCACUCAAGCACAGGCACAAAAAUAAAACAAAGAAAUGCAUGCUUUACCAAGGUUUAAAGGGACAAAAAUAACAGUAGUUUGGAGUAAAGUGGGCUCAGACAAGACUCUGUAAGAGGUGUUUUACCUCUGGAAUCCAUCUUAAAGGUCUUCUCCAAUCUAAAUGAUUCUGUUUCAAAAAUUAAAGUUUAUUUUAGCUACCAGCAGGGGACAGCAAGGCUUUAUACAUACACGGAGAUUUAUCUGCUUUUCUGCUUCUGAGUUAUGUUCAGUCUUUAAAUAUCAUUGAGCAAAGGCUUCUGAAAAGGAAGAGUCGUGAGAGCUAAAAUUUAGCCAGAACUAUAGGAUACUAAUGAUACGGGCCCAAAGGCUGUAUCACAAGGCUUAAUCUUAGAUUAAAAAUGCAAUGACCAUCACCCUAUUUUACUCACCAAAAUAUCCAGGGAGAGAUUGUAAAAUGAAUAUACUUAGUGGUAUUUUAAAUGCUGCCUGGAGUCCUACUUGCCCUUAGUUGAUGUUUCAGAAGAGCAGAGACCUGUACAUUCAAUAUCAUAGCUGACAGUCUUACACCUUCAAUAUUUUAGGGCACCUACAGUGAUAGUAGACACUAGUAAUUAGGCAGCUGGCUCAUACUCUCUGCCUCUUUGGACAGAGAAAAUGUUUAGAAAUGCAUGAAAUAAUUUUUGAUCACAGCUGUCCUUCCAUGAUUUCAUUUCCGCAAGAUUUGAUGACACUUUUAUCACGAAGGAAUGGCAAUGUUUCUACUGCCUCCAUCACAAACUGACAAAAGGCUGCACUGACUAUGUGUCCUAAAAUCAGGACAAGAGACUCCUUAUUUAAAGGUGUAGUGAAAAUUAAGGAGUCUUCUUGUCAACUUUAGCACGUAAGAAAAAGAGUCCUUUCUGAAAAAAUAUUGAUAAAACAUUUUCAGUUUGUUAAAAAUAUUCUCAAAAAACAUGCACUACGCUGUAAAAUCUCCAAAAUGAAUGGGACCAUCUCCAAUUAGCUAUCAACAUAAGCACACACUGUGGAUAACAAAACUGCAGUAUCCUUUGCAGAAUUAAAAAAGGAAAACUACUCCUGCUCUUCAUGUACAAAACCGCCUUCUUUCUAAUCCAUGAGCUGUUCACGUGUCACCCACAGUGAGUAGAUACCAGACAAACAGACUGUAACUCAAUAAUCCAUAUUAUGUUAAAAAUGCAUAUUAUAUACACACACACAUAUUCUCUGCAUUCCAAAUGUGAUUUGGGAGUUCAUUUUUGUACUUUGAUUAUUCACACAAAGAAGUAUUAAUGUCCUUGCAUAUAAAGUAUGCAAUAAAUACCAUCCCAUACAUCCCUACCAUUUCCAAAUUUAAAGAGCUUAUAGAAAGAACAAGUGUUGAGGUCCAGCAAUCUUCUUUCUAGUAAAAGAACAAAGAUUUUCAAUUUUUUUAAUCAGCCAAGGAACAAAUCAACAUAUAACUUAAUCACAGCUUACAACUGAAAUAAAAAUACAAAAGCAAGACAAGUUCAAACUAGAACGAGACACACUUUUAACGACACCAGCACGUUAAGAUAUGUUAGGCUUAAAUAUUAAAUCAAAGCCGGACAGCAUUCUAAAGAAUGUUCCUCUUGCAUAUGAUGCUGAAGUCUUUAUUUGCAGCAUUUCAAACUGGGUCAUCAAGGUCUUUAGGGGGUUGAAAACCUCUCAAUCUAUUGCAUGAAUUUCUUUUGCAAGUAUUUAAGCCCUGUAUAAUCUUAUCAUUACCUCUGUGAUCUGACAUUUAGAAUUACUGCGCUACUAUAAAUUUCAUGAACCUCGUAACUACUCACUUGGACUUCAGAAACAUCAGAAUUAGUUGUUGGUUUAUUGCCAUUCAAGAUGCAAGGUGUGAUCUUAACAUUAAUCAAAUAAUGCUCAAAAAGAGAAAAUGCAGAGCACUCUGGUUAUUGGACAUUUAUUCUAUGAUAUACAGUGUUUACUGUUAACAGUUAGAAACAGUCUUAAUCUUCUGGCAGUUGUAUUGUUUUGUUGUCAACACGAUUUACAAUGACUUGAAAAAUCACACGAAUGAUUGAGUAACUUGAUUAAGGAGCAUUCCUAGACUUACACUUCUACAGAACCCAGUGAAGACAGCUGAAGUUCUGACAGCUGAACAACUACGUGAACAUAACUAUGUCAUAUUACUAAGGUAUUUUUUUUGUUACAGACUUUACCUUUGCCUUACUAUCUGCAAUGAGAAAAUAAACUCCGGUUUUAAUAUAAAGCUGUAUAAAGAUGAACUGGCUAUGGUAUACUUAAUAUGGAAAAGAAUGCAUAUGAAUGCUUGCACAGGAUUUUAAUUUCACCUACAAUUGGAGUUGUAGCUCUUUUAGACAGGACAGACUUGUCCCCAUUGUGUCUAAUUAAAAAAAAAACAAACAAAGCAACACAUCAGUAAAGACUGUAAAGACUGUUUGACAUUUGAAUUAGGCUUUUAUGUAGUCUUAUCCAAGGCAAAGGUUAGUAAACUAAAGAGUGUUUAUAGACAUGUCAAUAAGACUAAAACCCAUACCAGUUUUGUAUACUGAUCAUCUUUUCUAUUUUCCUAGACAUCAGGAUUAUCAGAAGGUCACAAGUAUUUCUGCCACUCUGCAUGUGUAGCUGUGUAUGUAGGAAAUGCUUUAUGCCCUUCCCUAGACAGCAAGAGGUUUGGUACAUGGCAAAUAUUACACAGAGAGAAAGGAGAGGAAAUCUAAGGCCUUUGUGACUCAGUGAAAACCUAUUUUCUUAUCUUCCAGUAAUUCUGUGGGGAGGGAGACAGGAGAAACUUAGGAGGGAGGCAUUAACUUUGGAUACAGCAGUGUGAUUUGUGACUCGUUCUUCUUUUUCUUGAAGUUAUUGAUUUGUAUAGAAACUCAAAAUGUAUCUUUCAGUCUAAAAUAUUUCCUUUUAUAGUCUUGUAUAAAUAUUCCCCAAAUGAUCUCACCUCUUUCAGAAAAUAAGUGUAGAUGGAAGCAGAUGGAGAUCAGUAGAUGGAGGACUUUAUGGGGCAGUGGCCAACAUUUGCUUCAUUUUGUGGUGGGAAUUGAAUUCCCUUUAUCCUCUGCCUUCAGAUUUUCUAUACUUUUUCAUCAACUGUUUUUAUCAAAAUAUUUAAUCCAACCAAACGUUUUUCCCACACUGAAAUGGUGUUAGGGGGACUUCAUGAAUUGUUGCAAAUUUUAGUCUGGUAAAAAGCCAAGCUAAACCAAACCUCCUAAACUGCCUCAUCCUCUCCAUGCUCUAAACAGGCACAAGUUACAUCUCAAGACACAAAUAAAUGUCUUAUACAAAUAAUUUCAAAUUGAAAUUAUAAAAGUUUAGUUUAAACUAAAAAUUGAUCAGUUAUGCUUUUUUUUUAUAUCCUACCUUUUAUGUUCAUGAAUCACAACUACGUGAUUGAGCUUAGCGGUAUAAUAAUAAGAAUAUAAUGGACGCAUUUUACAGAAAUGCAAUUUAAAUAUAUUGAAAACAUUUCUUUCAAUGUCAGGCUUAAAAUCUUUUUCAUCAUUUGAUCCAAAUGCUAGAAUAACUGAAUUAAAAAAUUCAUUUGACCAGGUCUAACAUACGUAGAGCAUAACCUCACGGUUAACUGUAAUUUGUUAAAGUCAGUCAGGGAUAGUAUUUUCUUUAAAAAUCAGACUACAUGUACUGAAAAUACACACACUGGUUGCUUUAAUAUCUCACUUGAACUACAUCCCAUCACACUAUAAAUAAACAGAAAAACAUUCUUUUUAGAAAAUUACAUUUAAUGUAAUUGGAAAAAAUAGUGCCAAAAGAUGCAAUAAAAGUCUAUUAAAUAUGUUGAUUUAUUCAUAUGAGGAGACUGCGUAAGAGCAGACUUGUGUCUGUCCAGCAAGAGCAUGUGGUUAUGUGGGACAUAUGUCUUGAACGUAGUUUUUCAGACUACUUGUAGCCAAUUUCCUUUUUUACGUUUGAUCUCCUCUGUAGUGUGGCUCUGGGUGGAAGUCUUCUGCUUCCGUUUUAAAAGACUGACUAAUCAGUCAGCACUCAUAUUACUCAUUUCACUCAAUUUUUGUAAUCUGAUAAUGAAAAUAAUAGUAAUAAAAAAAACUGUGUAGGCAGAAGACAUUCAGGACCUAUCUGAUAUUCUAUUUUAAUGAUGGGACAUUUUAAGAGUAUUGAGGAAGAAUAAUCUCCCUACAUUCACCUUUUAAGUGAAAGAGCAGAGAUAAUAAAUAAGGAAAGCAGUAAAUGUAGUCAUGUUAUGUGUAUCUAAAGCUGUAGAAAAGGACGUAAGGAAGAAAAAAAGACUUUUGGUUUUAAUUAUGUGAGGAGCAAUAAAGCAAAAAGAGAAAACACAUUUUAAAUGAUGACCAGUACCUUGGAAUGGAGAAAGGUAUCACAAGAAUUUGGUACAUCCACCUUUACUUACCUAUUGGUGGUAAGUAACUAUCACUAUGCUUGAUAGUGUUGGAUCAAAGCCUAUGUCCCAGGUUUUAUGACAAUAAAGGCGACCAAAUUGAGCAGAUUUACCUCUUCUUUCACAGAUGUUUGCUACUUCCUUCAUUCUGAAGUGUUUUCCUUUUGCUAACCCCUAGGGAUAGCAGCUGCAGAUGCCCUGGUGGCCACAACUGCUUCAGGGGGUUUUGAGAGUGAAGCGCUAUGCUUCAGAUUAGGUGAAAAAGGAGAGAGGAAUGCUUUACAGCUUUGAUAUUAACACUAGAACAAAUAGGUUUGUGCAGGCUAAGUUUUCUGUAGUUUCACCACUCCUAGAGCCAAUGUAUAGUAACAAGUAGGUCUCGCUAUGACCCUCAAAAGACUGAGAAGUUUAAAACUAGAAGUCAUCUGUUUCUAAAAUCUCACUUUAUGUAUCUUCGGCAAGUUUUACAUUUGGGACAGUGCGGACUUACUUCACUGAUUUCAUGGAAAUCUUCUGUCAAUGUGAGGAAAUUUCAGUCUAAACUCUGCUAUCAAGUUUAGAGAGAAAAUGAACGUAACAGCUUCUUCCUUGUCUCACCGAUGUCUGUUGACCUGAGAAAGUAGAGGGUAUGGACUUAUUCACAGCACAGCUGCAGGAUGUAAGGAAAAAGUACAUUCUCACACUUUCAUUCCAUUUUUUGUUCUUUCUUACCAGCUACUUUUUUCAGUCACCUGUUACCACUACCUCACCCACAGUCCUUUUGCAUAGUGCCAUAUUACUCAAGUUCACAUGCAGUAAUAAUAUGAUAGGAAGGCUGAGCUGAAUAGAUCUCUCCAGCACUGAAGAGAUCCAGGGUGAUACAUAUGUAAAAAUGUUUUUUUAGAUAAUUAUAUUAUUUGCUUCUUUGUCUUUGCAUCAGCCCUCACUUUAUUCCUUGAAAAUGCAGGAAGCAAAUACUGUAGUAUUUAGUAUAUACAGUAUAUUAUACACUGCAGUAUGUAGAUUUAAUUCAGCAGUAUUGAAUUAAAUCUUGUGGUUGUUUGUCUUUGGAGAAGAAAUCCUCAAAGAGAUUCUUUUAUAGUGCAAGUGCUCUUACUUCUUUAUGAAUACAAAGUAUAACAGAAGUUAAGCAAAUAGAAAAUAGAUAUGUGUAAGAGCCACUGAAAGCAAGAAAGUAAAUUCACAGAAAUAACAUUUGCGAAAUAGAAGAAUAGUCUGAAAAGCUGUCUGGUCUUGAACUGAGCCUGCCAAAUGAUAGAUUGGCAUCCUCAUUCAAAAAUAUAACCACGAGCUUUGUAAACUAUAUAUUCCAAGUGUUGUAAUGUUCUGAGAUUUGUAAUAGCUUCUUAGGUUCUGAAGUCAUAUUUUUCCAAUUGUUUUGCUUUGUGACUGGAAACCACAUGGUGCCCUAGGCUCUGUUAUACAGCAGCUCCCUAAUAUUUAGAGUGUUCCAUAGCAACACACAGUGAGAUUUAACCAUAUGACAAGUGAAAGUGCUGCUGGUUAUUCAAUGAACAUGAGAAGAAUCGAAAAGUAAGAGGUUGACUUGUAAAAAAGAAAUCUUUCUACAAUAGGAGACAAAAACAAGUUAAAAAAGAGAACAAAAUGCAAACAAUAUUCUUCAAAUGGUGCAAGUAAAUGUUAGGUCUCUCUCUUUUAUUAUGACCUCAUUUUAGAGGUGGAUGUGGAUGAAACAUAGAGAAACAAAAGUAUUAAUAAGAAACAUAUGUAUUAAAUAUUCAAGGUUCACUAUUUCUUUCUUUUUAGUAUAUUCUGCUUAUGUCAUCUGCAAUGACCAAAGUCAGAGUGACCAUGACAAGUAGAUUAUGCAUUUUUCCCUCAGCAGUAAUAAGACACCAUUAUUUCACCAUUUUCAAAGCAGCAACAUUUUUUUGUGAAGGGGAACCUGCCAUAUUUGAGAUCCUAAGCAAAAUUUAACGAAGCAAAAUCAUGGAACAGAUUGCCAAGGGAGGUGAUUGAGUCACCGUCCCCAGAGGUACUUAAAAGACAAGUAGAUGAAGUGCUUAGGGAUAUGAUUUAGUAGUGGACAGGUACGGUUGGACUUGAUGAUCUCAAAGGUCUUUUCCAAACCAGGGAUCCUAUGAUUCUAUGAUUACAAUAGGAACAAAAUUUCCAUAGGAAAAAAUCCAUGAAAAAUUUUUUCAUAACCAAUAAUCAUCUGAAAAAUUAGUGGCACGACAUGGAAAUUCACUAGAGGAAGACAAACAUAAAUUAGGAAAAAUCCUGCCAAUUUCCACUGGUAGGAGGAAUUUUAUCAACAAUCUUCCACUAUUUAUCUGUGCCCUCUGUUGCAGAUGGAGACUGUUAUUUACCAUUCAAUUCAGAAAUUAGCUUUCUUAUUUGCUGACUUGUCAUCUUUACUUAUUUUUGUCCUUAGGUCUCAAUAUGUAUGUUAAAAAGUCCAGGACACCUUUGCUCCACUUUCUUCUGCCUUUUAACAGAGAAAAAACCCCACCACUAUACAUUUUUUACUGAGUUUCUUCCUUCUGAAUAAUAGUAAUAAGAGGAACUAACUGACAACUAAAAAGAAAGAAAAAGCUUCCAAGCUAGGGAAGUGUCUUUUACCAUUACAAUUAAGGGGCAGAUUUUCAACAUCAGUCUUGCUCCACUGAUUUUAAUUCAAACUGCAUUAUUACCUGACUUGAUUUUUUCUCAUUAAAAACAUUUUUUCUCAUUAAUUAGGUAGGGGCACUAUUCUGCAGUUUCUAUAAGAACAAAUGCAGCAAGUGUUAGUAUUUCAAGGGCAUGAACAAACAUGAAAAAAAAGAGAAAGUCAUACAUGAGAAAUCUAAGUAAUUUCAUUUUCUCCAUGUGAAUAUUCCUACAUUAACCGAGUUUAUAGUAAAAGUGAAGAAUGUAAUCAGGUCCUAAACAAUUCUAAAAAUUAGACCUGUGCUUCUAUAGGUAAUAAUAAUAAUCUGCUACGUCACUCUUAUUUUCUGGUUGUAGGACCAACAGUGCUUUUGUAUCACUAAAUACAGCUUGUUCUUCAGUGUUAAAGAUGGCAGGCAAGAUUUGAAUGAAAAACAAGAAGUGUCUUUGAAUGGACUUUGGUGCAGAUAUCAAAAAUUAUUUGAGAUGCAUGGUACCGCAUAUCGAAUCUGGGAUCAAGACUUCUAACUCCAGAAAUAUCAUGCUUUCUGCAGAGGAAGUGUUACAGUGGUCCCAGUCUUUGGAAAAGCUUUUGGCCAACCAAAGUGGUCAAGGUGUCUUUCGGGAGUUCCUGAAGUCAGAGUUCAGUGAGGAAAACAUUGAGUUCUGGUUGGCUUGUGAGGAUUACAAGAAAACCAAGUCUGAUCACUUACAUGGCAAAGCAGAGAGGAUUUAUGAGGAGUUUGUUCAGUCAGAUGCUAUUAAACAGAUCAACAUUGGCUAUCAGAUGAGAGAAGCAACAGCCAAACGGGCUCAAGAUCCAACAUACACAAGUUUUGAUGAAGCCCAGAAAACUGUGUACAUCCUCAUGGAAAGGGAUUCAUACCCCAGGUUUUUGAAAUCCAAAGCCUACCUGAACCUUUUGAAUGAGCUGCAAACCAGCACUUCAAAAGGAAGUGUCUGAGGCAGUGAAGAGACAAGUAGAAUCUAUGUCAAAUAUCCUGUGGAAAGAUCCUUCACGGUGGUUGGAUCUUGGCAAUGAAAACCCCUGCCUUGGGAGGUGUAUGAGGGAGAUUCAAACAGCUCUACAGCCAACAGAAUGCAGUAUGAAAGCUGGCAAAACCAUUACAAAUGUGAGCAGCACAGGGAGAAAAUCCUCUCCUCCUACAUGCCAUGGAAUCAAAAGAAGAUAGGAGUACUAUUUAUUGUUUGAACUACACUGUGAACAUUGAACCAAGUCUUAUAUCCCAAAGAACUGAUGAUUAUUAGGAAGUGCAAGACUAAUAAGCUGAGCAUUGGGAAAAAAUUAUCAAGUACAGAGGAAAAAUAAGGAUGAUUGACAAUUUUGUGCAUAACAAGAAAAUGCCCAGCCAAGACUGAUUAAUGUUUUUUUUUUUUAAUUUGUGAAGCAUUAAUAUGUGUGUGUGCAGCUCCGUGAUGCUGUUGUGCUAUGCAAAUAUAAUAUAAAUUGACACGUUUUAAACUGUGUGUAUAUUAAAUUAUUUAAGAAUUACAUAA
Cuculus canorus (common cuckoo) is the source of this 10931-nucleotide messenger RNA. Its product is annotated as regulator of G protein signaling 1. Bases 9865 to 10377 code for a protein of 170 amino acids. The transcript is spliced from 5 exons. Lineage: Eukaryota; Metazoa; Chordata; Aves; Cuculiformes; Cuculidae. The record is from RefSeq and is a predicted model, not a curated record.